Molecule: messenger RNA, 3804 nt
Organism: Symbiodinium sp. CCMP2592
Lineage: Eukaryota; Dinophyceae; Suessiales; Symbiodiniaceae
Source: the annotation of a GenBank genome assembly
AUGGUCUAUGGCAACAUGGGUCAGGGCCGUAAGGGCAAAGGUAAAGGCGUCAGCAAAGGUGACGCCAAAGGGAAGAGUAAGAUCGGAUCUGAUGCCCGCAGUGAUGCAGCGACACCCACUGUUCCCGCGCUUGCGCACUCGGCGUCAAAUGUGCAUGAUGUUUCAGCUGAUGUUCGCUCGGUCAUACCGCAAGCGGCCAUUCUUCGAGCACAGUCGCAGCUUGUGCAGGAUGAUUGGAGCGUUCCCGUCUUUUCUUAUCAGACAUGGUCUUCGCGAGGUGGAGUUUCCGCUGUCCCAGUUGAUCGCAUCGCCGAGGUCGUUCAACGGGUUGGGUUUACUUCGAAUCCGGUGGCUAUCCGACUAUCCUCAUUACACGUGAUCCUGAUAGUGUCGGUCUCCGUGGUUAUCCUCGCCAGAAGGUUCGUUGUGGACUCAGUGUCAUGGGCAGUGAGGGCUUCCGAACUCAUACCGAGGUUGAUCGCUUUAUGGUACAUGCAGUUGGGAUUCGGUGAGGUUUCGGCUUACGCGCCCGAGGCAGCAGUGUCCGAAAUCACUCCUCGUGAAGGUAAGAGGGGAACCUUUUUCAAGACCGGUGAGGGUGUUGACAUGGAAUUGUUGUGGUUGCCGGAGGGCUUUGAUCUGGUGCGCGCCAUCAAAUUGGCUCUCCGCUCGUUCGCCAAGGCCAACAAUAUCGUGGACCUCAGCGCUUUUGGACUGUGGAAAUUGUUCACUCCGUAUUUCUCGCAUCCAAUCGUGGGUGGGAUGAUCCUGCUUUCUUUCGUCUGCAUGGUACUUCGCGGUCAAUCGGAUUUUCUGGCUAAGGUGUUUCCCGAGGGUGUGCCCAAAUCCGAUGAGAAAGAUGCGCCGGACCAUGAGAAACGUCAGGCAAUCGAUCCUACAGGUAUUCUUCACUGCAUGAUGGGAGCUCUUUGUUUGGGUGUCAAUCUUUACAUGCGGAUGGUCAAUGGCAACACGCGACCUCUCCGUAUUUGUUAUUUGAAUGCUGAUGGAGUUAUGGGCAAGACUCGCGGUCAUGCAAUUUCGGCGUUGCCCGCUGAUGUUAUCGCUCUUUGCGAAACUCAUCUCACACUACCGAUCUGCUUAAAAUUGUGGAUGGUUCUUUUCCUCGCUUUCGGCCCCUUUGGGGCGCCCCUUCCCAAGCCGGUGUCGGCUUUCUUGUUCGUGAUGCUGCCGUUUGGGCGGUUCGUCCCAUUCAGUGGCCGGCUAAUUCGCCGUGUCAUCGUCACUUGGUUGCGGAUGAGCUGGCCGAAGCGCGGCAUUUGCUAUCUGGUCGUUGCCUUUUGGAGUCUGUGGUGCGUCUUCGUUCCAUUUUUGAAAAACGCUGUGCGUGAGGCUUGGAAAGCAGUUAGCGAGUUGUUCAAGGAUGGGGACAUUCUGUCUGUAAAGGUCUCCAGCCCCGGCCUGGAUGGGUCGCCUUGGAUUUGGAAGGAGCUUCUGCUGAUGCUCUUGUGGGCGGUCUUUCCUUUGAUCUUGCUACAGCAUUUGACAGGAUUCCGAGAGAACUGCUUGGCCACAUCUUGCGUAAAAUGGCUCUUCCUUGUUGCGUUUUACAGCCGUUGUCCUGGUCCUCUUUCCAUGAUUGCUUUAAAUGCAACCAUCAAUAUAUGGUUGAAGGCGUUGACUGCAGAGGCGGGCACGACACUUGCCUUUUUUGGUCGGACCGCUGUGGUGCUCUUCUUCGGCACGGGCACUCACUGCCUUCCUGAGACCUCGACACACCUGAAGAGUUUGGAAACUCUUCGGUCUGACGUCAUGCGAUGUUUAUUGCGGCGUUUUGGUUACGUGGCUAGCCCGGGCAUGUAUUUUUCGCUGGUGGCUUCCCCUGUUCUGAAUCCUUACUUUUCGAGGGUGAUGGAUGGGCUUUUGGUUGCCUGGAGGGCCAUGAAGUUCGCUGGCAACCGCGUGCAAGUCAAAGAUUUGUUUUUCAAUGGUGACACCUUCAACGAUGGUCCUGUUGCACGGCUUCGUCAAGUGGAUUCCUUGUCCUGUUUUCGUGGUACGGUGGCGUCCAUGUUGGAGAUACCGGAUGAUGACUUCGGUACUUGGUUGCACGACAGUCGCGAGGUUUGGCGGCGCGACCAGUGGCGCAAAGUUGCUCGUGACCAUGCGGUCUUUCAAGGCAUCGAAAAAGGUAUUCUGAAAGAUGUCACUUUAUGUUACCUUCGUCAGUUGGAGCAGCAAGGAUGGUCCGGCCCUUUUGACAAUGGCACGUUUGCUCAUGAGCAAGCUCGUAUGAAGGCGGCAGUACUUCGUUUGUUGCUUACAGGCGGCCUUUUUACCAGGGACAUGGUGUCACAGCGCAAAACCAAGAAAGAAACUGUCUGCGAUUGUUCUGUUGGCGGCCCUGCUGACGUUUUUCAUGUCUCAUGGAAAUGCGCUCAUUAUGCUUCUCUUCGCGCUCCCAUCAGCCAUUUGUCUCGACGUCUAUGUCGCAGCAAGUCCUGCUUUCAUUUUGCCACUAUUGUGUGUGAAGAUGACGCUGAUGUGGCUACGGACGUUGUUCUUAUCCAGACAACCCUUGUGAACAUUUGGCAGGCAAGUGUCAAGAAUUACCUAUAUGGUGAUUUGGGACCUGGGGUGCGAGGUUCUGCAGAGGUUGUUGCUCAACCUGCAGUUGAGCCGACGGGCGAAGAUGCCAUUUUGGAAAACGGCCAUCAUAUCGUUGCCAUGAUGGGUGGUGGCGCUACCGACUCACUUGCGCCGCUGCACUUCCAGGGAGCACGGCCUUCUCGAGACUCAGUCGUUGCAGAUGGCACGGCUAUUUUGCCACCGGCUGGCUGGCUCGAGCCCCACUCCUUCGCUAGCGUUCCCGAGGCAGCUGCUCUUCCAGGUACCAAAAUCCUGACAAUAGCAGAUCAGCCGAUCAGCAAAACCGCGCAAUCUGAAUACUUAGGUGCUUUAUUGGGAUUGGAUCGUGCUUAUGGAGUCGAUGCAGACGAGCAUCGCCGUGUGAGCUUGGCCCACACAUCGUUUUCCAAACUGCGUCAUCUCUGGAGGUCUCGUGAGAUCUCACUGAAGACGAAAUUGAGGAUGCUGUUGUCCUGUGUGGCGGCUGUUCUGCUGUACAGCAGUGAAACAUGGACCGUUCAGUAUCCCCAUCACCGUCCUUUGCACUCCACUUGGAUGACGUUUGUGAUACGAGCGCAGCGACUCAGAUACAGCGAUAUGCAGGCUCUUCGACUCGAUAGUGAAGCUGUUUUGAAGCGGCUUGGGAAGCCGAGUGUUUUCACUUUGCUCGGUCGUCGUAGUGCGCAGUGGCUGGGGCAUACCAACCAGCUCAUGCCGUUCUGUUUGGCCCCAUUCCUGCCAGAGCUUUUGCUUCUGCUGGUGAGAGAGGAGCCCACUGUCAUCACUACACUGGCCGCGCCAAGAUGGUGCUGCAGACUCUCGCAGUCGACAGCUCGCAGCUCUGGUCUCGCAAGGCUCAAGAGAGUGGCUUGGCAUUAUGCUGUGAAGCGGAUUAAGAUUGCAGCGCUGGGUCGUCACGCUCCUCCUGCUGAUCGAGCCAGGGUGCAUGCGCAUGGUGGAGUUGCUCUUCGGGUGGUUGCUUUUCAGUGUCCGAUUUGUCCGUACAGAGGUCGCAACUCGCAGGGUUUGUCGCGCCACUUGAAUCUUGUGCGCCCAGUUGUUCGUGAUGUCUACAGAUGUCCCACUGCAACAAAGCUUACCGGCACAAAGGCUACUUCACGACGCACAUCCGUGGAUGUCAAGCCCGGCACUUGCCUGCCCCACCGGCUACGGCAGUGCCGCGUGAAGCUGGAGCUCGCACCGAUGCAGCUAUAG